This is a messenger RNA of Megalobrama amblycephala (Wuchang bream), 1271 nucleotides long. It is a transcript of the gene twist1b, whose product is annotated as twist family bHLH transcription factor 1b. The transcript has 2 exons. Gene Ontology annotation, biological process: developmental process; regulation of transcription by RNA polymerase II. Lineage: Eukaryota; Metazoa; Chordata; Actinopteri; Cypriniformes; Xenocyprididae. The coding region runs from base 357 to 827 and encodes 156 amino acids. Gene Ontology annotation, molecular function: RNA polymerase II transcription regulatory region sequence-specific DNA binding; DNA-binding transcription factor activity, RNA polymerase II-specific; protein dimerization activity. The record is from RefSeq and is a predicted model, not a curated record.
UCAUUUCAGUUAGUUGAGCAUGCAAUCGCUAUGUUUUUUUCUUUUUUCUUUUUCUAUUCACCGAAAGAACUGUCAGACUUGACAAGGAAAAUAUCUUGAGUUUAAAAGAAAAGUUCCCCCCACCCUCCUUCUCACGUCUUAAGCCUUCUUGGCCAAUCAUCUCUCUUCUUACAAACACUUUACCAGACUAUAAGAACUCCCCAACUUUUUCGUUUCAACCUAACUCAAAGUUGCUUGGAAUCCUGGAUACCUACUUCCUCCAGAAUAAGAAACGUACGCUUGGAAUUGUAUUUCACCCUCAUGAGGGAAUAACGUCUUUAGGCUAUUCGCACGCGCUUUCAGCAGACUUGAGCGAGAUGCCCGAAGAGCCCGCGCGAGACUCCUCCAGCUCACCCGUGUCUCCAGCGGACAGCCUCAGCAACAGCGACGGAGAGCCCGACAGGCCACCAAAGAGAAGCGGGAGAAAAAGACGGUCGAGCAGGAAAAACGGGGAGGAUUCCGACAGCUCGACCCUUGGGAAAAGGGGGAAAAAGUCUAGCAACAGCAGCAACAGCCCUCAGUCUUUUGAGGAGCUGCAGACACAGCGCGUGAUGGCGAACGUGCGCGAGCGACAGAGGACGCAGUCGCUCAACGAAGCGUUUGCGGCUUUGCGCAAAAUCAUCCCAACUUUACCAUCCGAUAAACUGAGCAAAAUACAGACGCUGAAACUCGCCGCCAGGUACAUCGAUUUUCUCUGUCAGGUUCUACAGAGUGACGAGCUGGACUCCAAGAUGGUGAAAGCCACGAACUUGGAAAACACGAGGACCAAUGCGCCGACACAGUGCUAGAUUCCUUCAUAAUCUUGGGGAAAACGGCAUAUGUUCCAACAGAGGUCAUGGCUAUUAUCGAGAGAAGGCCACGGACAGCGAUUUGUUGCGCGUGCGCUGCAUAUGGACUUCCUCGCGAGUGUUAUUAUUGACGACGAAUGUUGGAAAUGUGUGCAUAUGCAUGUUUUUUUAUUUUUAGUUUUUUGAAGAUUGAGCUGUGCAUAGCUUUCUUGGAGAAAGUGAAAUUGCAUCACAAGGACUGUCGAUGAGAAGAUGGGGAAUGAAGCCUCUAGUUCGAAUCCUGUGCAAAAUACAAAGUUUUAGUACAAUUCUAUUUAUUUAUUGAUGACACACUUUUUGAAAUGAAGGCAAAUGUAUCCUGUGUCGAAAUGCAUUCUUAUUUUUUGUUACUUUUGUAAAUAAAUGUGUAUUUCUGCAAUAAAGAGGAAGAACUUUUAAGAAAUA